Molecule: messenger RNA, 4134 nt
Organism: Cladocopium goreaui
Lineage: Eukaryota; Dinophyceae; Suessiales; Symbiodiniaceae
Source: the annotation of a GenBank genome assembly
UCUUCAGUGGCAAAGUUUCCGCUUGGGUGACUCCGGCAAGCUGUCCAUGACCCACGCGGAUCAAAGCUAGCCAUGGCCUGGCCUGGCCAGCGCUUCCUAGUGCCCUUUGAUGGAGAGGAAAGCUAUGACUGGUUGGCAGAGCAGCCAAGGAUCCAUCACCCAGACGUUCAGCAGCUCUCACCGGAAGACCGUGCGCGCGAGCACCAGCGCCCGGGGCAGCAUCUGCUCAGGAAGAAGAGUUUCAGCUCCAAGUGCUCCAAAGACGAGCUCGAGAUCUGCGUUCACCUGGAAACGCCCACAGAGGCUUCCCGGCUACAGCAGCAACUGUCACAGAUGCAGUCUGGAAUGGGCGGCAUGCAGGAAUUGUUGUUGGAGCAGUUCAUCGAGAAGGACUACGGUGACGAUUUGCUGCUCCUGACGGCCACCGAGCCAGGUGGUGCUGUGGUGGGCUUGAUCUUCUGGCGCUACCUGCAUUCGUCGCACGACGAGUUCUGGCAUCACGUCAUGGUGGACCCCUCCGCAGACGAGCAGCUGGCGCUCAGUCCCCGGCCACCACCUGACGCCUGGGUCUUGAUCGAGUUGCUGUGCGCGGAUGACCAGUUCCGUGGCCGCGGAGUGGGGAAGCUGCUCCUGGUGGCUGCGCUGGCAUACUCCGCCGUCAAGGACGGCAAGACAGCCGCAGUGCUGACCCUGGGUCGUGGGGAUGCGAACCUGGCUGCCGCUGAGCUGUAUCGGCGCCUAGGCUUUCAACCGAUGCCCGAAGAGCUCUUCGUUGACCCGGAGGACGACGACGGUCACGCUCCGCGGUGGGUGGAUCCUCGUCACGUCCUGGUGCUGUGGGACAUCCGCCAGGGCUUGCGCUCCCUGACCUUGCAGGAGGUCUCAGGUGCAGCCAAGGGCACUGUGGUGCCGCAGUUGGAAGGUGACAAGGAGGAGCUGCAGCGGAUGGACUCCAGUCACUGCGCUGAGGUGGUGGAGCGCCUGACGGAUGGAAAAAGACGACGACGAGAGAGGGUUGAUGGGGCCAUGGGGGCUGUUCAGAAAUGUUCAGAAAUGAGGUUUGGCGUUGAAGUUUGCAUAGAUGAGCGCGUGGGUGCGGACCAUCGGAGACGAGGUGCAGAAGAGAUCAACAGCCCAACAGCCAUCUUUGUCUACAAGAUCUAUCUACUAGAUCUGUUUCCAAGGCCUGGGGCACCUUCGAAGCGCUCGCAUGAACUGCGGCUGGAACGCUCGCAUGACGCAGCCGGGGAGCCCUUUUCGCCACAGGAGGCGGUGGAUGGGCACGGGUGCCGUGGACGCGUGGGAUGCUUGGAAGCCAUCGACAACGCCGGCGACGUGGCACAGAAUCAGAAGUUCCUAUGGGGACGCCAUGAAUGGGGCCAUGAAUGGCUGGGUGGAACGCUGAAUUUGCGGUCCUCGUCCCUGGAACCAGAGCCUUCGUCUGGCAGGAAUCUGAAGAUCCAAAGUCAAGUUCAAGAAGCCUUGCUUGCCAUUCAUGAAGCCGAAGGUGAUGAGACAGAUGCUGCCCCUGAGCAGGUGGACUGCGCCCGCAAAAUUCAGAACUGGUCCAAGGAGAUCCUUGGAAGAUUGGCUGUGGUGCCUGCAGAGAACUUGGAUGAUGAGGAUGAUGAGGAUGAUGAGACCUUAGAGCCAUAUGAGCUUUUCAGGAGGAUUCAGCUGGAGGCCAGGAAGGCCAUCCAGGCUUGCGGCCGUUUGUCGGACAUCGCCCGCCUGGCUUCGGGCAUCCUGCGGCUCGCCCGCAGGGUGGAGCAGUGGCACUUGGAUCGGGACACGGUGCUGAUGCAGCCGGCAGCAGCUGAUCCGUUGGUGGCGGCCAAUGAGGAUGACUCAGUACAAGAUUCAGACUUCUUCACCGAGAUGACACGAAGCCGAAUGGCAGCCCGUCAGGCACCGACCGCAACUCGGUCCUUAGAAUACCACUCCUCGGAAGGGGGGUCUCGGGUGACUCCGGGUGAUCUGCCGAAGAUUGAGGAGGAAGAUGAGGUUUUGGGCUUUCGGGCUGAUGCAUCGUUGCUAGCGGGACCUAGUUAUGAAGAGGCCUUGCAGGCGGCAAAGGCUGAGGAACCCAUGUGUGCCAAUUGCUUGGGUCCACUUCAAUCGGAGCCUGGAGUAGUAGGAGAAUGUGAGAGAUGCGUAAUCUGUGGGAACGAUUUUGUAAAUCUGUGUUACUAUUGCCUGCGGUGCGGCUUGGGUCUUUGUGUUUCCUGCUGUUUGAAGAAACCUGAGAUGGAAAGCAGACUUAGUUGUUGGCAGUUACGUCACGGCCGCAGUUUACACAACUCACCGAAGACGUUCGAACCAGAAACGCUGGUCCGGGUGCGUCUUGAGAAAGGAGCUGACAUCAAUUCCAGAAAUUACUUUCAGGGUGAAACCCUCCUUCAUGAGGCAGUAGCAUAUGGCUGGGACGCAUUAGUGCAGGUGCUUCUUAAGAAAGGAGCUGACAUCAAUGCAAGAGACACCCACGGCCAAACCCCCCUUCACCUGGCAGCAGGACAUGGCCGGGACACAUCAGUGCCGGUGCUUCUUGAGAAAGGAGCUGACAUCAAUGCAAGACACAACUACGGCAGAACCCCCCUUCACCUGGCAGCAGAACAUGGCCGGGACACAUCAGUGCAGGUGCUUCUUGAGGAAGGAGCUGACAUCAAUGCAAGAGACAACCACGGCCAAACCCCCCUUCACCUGGCAGCAGACAAUAGCCAGGACACAUCAGUGCAGGUGCUUCUUGAGAAAGGAGCUGACAUCAAUGCAAGAGACACCCACGGCAUGUUCCACGGCCAAACCCCCCUUCACCUGGCAGCAGCAUGUGGCCGGGACACAUUAGUGCAGGUGCUUCUUGAGAAAGGAGCUGACAUCAAUGCAAGAGACAACCACGGCCAAACCCCCCUUCACCUGGCAGCAGACAAUAGCCAGGACACAUCAGUGCAGGUGCUUCUUGAGAAAGGAGCUGACAUCAAUGCAAGAAAUGUCUGGGAUGACACCCCCCUUCACUGGGCCGCACUUCGCGGGGACACAUCAGUGCAGGUGCUUCUGGAGAAAGGAGCUGACAUCAAUGCAAGAGACAACCACGGCCAAACCCCCCUUCACGUGGCAGCAGAAAAUGGCCGGGACACAUCAGUGCCGGUGCUUCUUGAGAAAGGAGCUGACAUCAAUGCAAGAGACACCCACGGCAUGUUCCACGGCCAAACCCCCCUUCACCUGGCAGCAGCAUGUGGCCGGGACACAUUAGUGCAGGUGCUUCUUGAGAAAGGAGCUGACAUCAAUGCAAGAGACAACCACGGCCAAACCCCCCUUCACCUGGCAGCAAAACAUGGCCGGGACACAUCAGUGCAGGUGCUUCUUGAGAAAGGAGCUGACAUCAAUGCAAGAGAUGAUGAGCACGGUCAAGCAUCAAUGCUGAUUGCAGGUUGUGAUUUUGCGGCAACCUUCGCAUUUUUGUCGCGGGGCCUCGCAAUAUUUCGCAAUGUGUUAGGUGGACGCUCUCGCAUGAUGCUGUCAGGUUGGCUGAUCCAAGCACUUGGGGUGCCACCACUGCAACAAGAUUUGGGCCAAGAAGGUCUCCUUCCACUAAUGUGCACGAUGAGAUCAGGCUUUCUUCCCAAGGAACUCGUGAGAGCAGCAAAAGUGGAGUUGAUACUGGGCCACUUUCAGCAGAUCAAGGACAAAGCCUUCCUUGCCAUCAAAGCUGGUGAUGAUUUCCAGGGCAUGGAAAGCUCCUCCGCCAUUUUAAACCUGUCAUGGGACGUGAUCCGGUAUUUGGCCGCCGAAGCAGCGGACAACCAUCGGUAUGCCUAUGGGCAGGAACCACUGGUGCUUUUCCGGAGGAUCCAAAACCACGCCCGUGAAGCCCUUGAGGCGGGAGCCCCUGGUCUCAGUGACGCGGCGCAACGCGCUUGGUGCAUCCAACACGGCGCCCGAGCGGUGGAGGAGCGGUACUGGCAGCCCUGGCAGCCGUAUCAGGAGGAUGUCAUCCCCGACAUCGAGUCCCUGACUCAGUCCACGCGCAGCGCGGUGACCGUUGAGGCCAGCGAUCUCCACGGAGAGGUGGCGCCGGUUGGUGCGGACGAAGCGGAUGGCCAUGGACCCAGUGAGGCUCUGCAGCGAUUUUCUCACUGA